Molecule: messenger RNA, 1532 nt
Organism: Bactrocera tryoni
Lineage: Eukaryota; Metazoa; Arthropoda; Insecta; Diptera; Tephritidae
Product: serine-rich adhesin for platelets-like
Exons: 3
Source: RefSeq, a predicted model, not a curated record
UUUUACAAAAGUAUCUGAUAUAACGGACUUUUCAACCACAACCGAUGCCACCGCAACCACCUCAACAAUAUCAUAUGGGGACUAUGUGGGAGCCGAUUCAACCAGUAUUCCCACCACUUCUUCCGAAAAAACUUUCUCAACAUCAAAUGCUGAAGCUUCGCACCAUACCACUUAUAGUUCUACAAAAAUAUCUGAUAUAACAAACUUUUCAACCACAACCGAUGCCACCGCAACCACCUCAACAAUAUCAUAUGGGGACUAUGUGAGAGCCGAUUCAACCAGUAUUCCCACCACUUCUUCCGAAAAAACUUUCUCAACAUCAAAUGCUGAAGCUUCGCACCAUACCACUUAUAGUUCUACAAAAGUAUCUGAUAUAACUGACUUUUCAACCACAACCGAUGCCACCGCAACCACCUUAACAAUUGUCGGAACCGAUUCAACCAGUAUUCUCUCCACUUCUUCCGAAAAAACUACAUCAACAUCAAAUGCUGAAGCUUCGCCCCAUACCACUGAUAGUUCUACAAAAGUAUCUGAUAUAACUGACUUUUCAACCACAACCGAUGCCAUCGCAACCACCUCAACAAUUGUGGGAACCGAUUCAACCAGUAUUCCCACCACUUCUUCCGAAAAAACUUUCUCAACAUCAAAUGCUGAAGCUUCGCACCAUACCACUUAUAGUUCUACAAAAGUAUCUGAUAUAACUGACUUUUCAACCACAACCGAUGCCACCGCAACCACCUCAACAAUUGUGGGAACCGAUUCAACCAGUAUUCCCACCACUUCUUCCGAAAAAACUGCAUCAACAUCAAAAGCUGAAGGUUCGCAACAUACCACUGACAGUUCUACAAAAGUAUCUGAUAGAACUGACUUUUCAACCACAACCGAUGCCACCGCAACCACCUCAACAAUUGUGGGAACCGAUUCAACCAGUAUUCCCACCACUUCGCACCAUACCACUGAUAGUUCUACAAAAGCAUCUGAUAUAACUGACUUUUCAACCACAAUCGAUGCCACCGCAAGCACCUCAACAAUUGUGGGAACCGAUUCAACCAGUAUUCCCACCACUUCUUCCGAAAAAACUGCAUCAACAUCAAAUGCUGAAGCUUCGCACCAUACCACUUAUAGUUCUACAAAAGCAUCUGAUAUAACUGACUUUUCAACCACAACCGAUGCCACCGCAACCAGAUCAACAAUUGUGAGAACCGAUUCAACCAGUAUUCCCGCCGCUUCGCACCAUACCACUUAUAGUUCUACAAAAGCAUCUGAUAUAACUGACUUUUCAACCACAACCGAUGCCACCGCAACCAGAUCAACAAUUGUGAGAACCGAUUCAACCAGUAUUCCCGCCGCUUCGCACCAUACCACUUAUAGUUCUACAAAAGCAUCUGAUAUAACUGACUUUUCAACCACAACCGAUGCCACCGCAACCACCUCAACAAUUGUGGGAACCGAUUCAACCAGUAUUCCCACCACUUCUUCCGAAAAAACUGCCUCAACAUCAAAUGCUGAAGGUUCGCACCAUACCACUUAUA